Molecule: messenger RNA, 904 nt
Organism: Drosophila guanche
Lineage: Eukaryota; Metazoa; Arthropoda; Insecta; Diptera; Drosophilidae
Product: hybrid signal transduction histidine kinase K
Exons: 1
Coding region: 137-511 (124 amino acids)
Source: RefSeq, a predicted model, not a curated record
GCUGAGUGCCAGGACCUGGCCCUGGCUGACAGUGCGUAGCAAAAGUAUUCAUAUGACUGGCCAAGCCAUUCUGUACAUCAAGGUGUUCAAGCUGACGACAUAGACCAGUUCAGAGGGGAAACGAGUGCGCGCCUAAAUGUCUUCCGGAAUCAAUUGUCGUGAGAUUUUCGUAUUUUUGGAAAUUUUGAUUUGGAAUCAAACGAAACAGAGAAAUCGACAAAACAGUCAGCAUAGCAACAACAAUAGCGGCGUCAGCAGCAGCAGCAGCAGCAGCACCAACACCAGCACCAGCAAAGAGACAACAACCAGCGGCGGCAGCAACCACAAAAAUCACUGCAACCGAAGAAGCGGCAAUAACAGCAACAACAACGCAGUGAAAGUGAUAAACCAGCAGCAGCAGCAGCAGCAGCAGAGGCAGCCACUGCCCCUGUCCGAAGCAGAAAAAAGCAAAAACUCUCGCAGCAGCAGCAGCAGCAACAAAAACAGUUUGCAUAUUCUGCAAAAGGGUUGAGCAAAUGAACAAUUAACAAAUCAUUGAUGAAUCGCUUUAAACGUUAAACAACAAAACAAAAACAAGCUAAGAAAUACGCGAACAAGUGUCUUAUUAUUAAAUAGUUAAACAAACAAAACAAGCAACAAUAUAUAACAUUAAUAUAUAUAUAUACAUAUAUAACCAGAUCCAGCAACAUCAACAAUUUAGUACCUACAGGCCUGACAACGUUAGAUCAUUAUAUAGCAAUAUACACCAUAUAUACAUACUAUAUAUACAUAUACAUAUAUACCUAUAUACAUACCCAAAUCGAUUGGCAAGUCCCCCCCUAUCCACUCACAACCCCCUCUGUCUCACAAACACCCACACACUGUGAUAGUUCUUGAUUCACACGGAAGGAAAUUCAUUCGCAAA